AUACAAUAAUAUGUUAAUGGGGAGUUGCGUAUUAUCUUCAUUCACGACAUUAUUUGAACCCUUAAUUGAUUCUAUCAAUCAUUUCAUAUGGGAAUAUGGGAUGCUUAAAAUAAAAAUACUAGAUGUAGAUUGAUUGAGUGAUCAAAUUGGAUCCACGCACAAAUUGAAGUUGAUGGGCAGAUUACGUGUCCAUUCCUUUCACCACCCAAACUUGGUAUCUCCUCUAACAAUAAUAAUAAUAAUCUCACCGCUCCCUCCUACACAGGAGGAUGGUUGGUUUGCCCAACAGACGUCUCAGAUUCCUCAAUACAACCCAACAAGCUUUGCCUCAAAACACUCCCACUCCCAGGCUCACAUCUGCGUCGUUUUGCUUCAGUGACAUCAUGUUGCCUGAUUCUGGCGAGUUUCCAUCUCUUUAGCUUUUGUUUUACUCACACAGGUCCUUUUUUUCUUCGGAUUUGCCGGAUUCGGUGCCUCUCUUUACCAACUUCAACAACACACCACCGCCUUCUAAAUUAAACCAUUAAAUUAUUCCACCUUCAAAAAGGCAACAACAACAAUCCUCCCUCAGGAGUGAUUCUCACCACUCUCUGUAAAGUUCCAUCACUCCCACAUAUAAAUAGAGGAGGCACUCUCUCUUUUUGGUGUUGUGUUUCAUUUCCAAGAAUGACAAGAAAAAGUGAACAUCUGCAAGACAAGGAAAGUAUUAAUAGUUCCGAGCCGUUGAUUCCAGGACUGCCUGAUGAUAUCGGGCAGCUAUGUCUUCUCCACCUUCCAUAUCCAUACCAAGCUUUCGCUCGCUCGGUUUCUUCUUCAUGGAAGGAGACCAUAACGGACCCUCGCUUUUUUCUCUCCAAACAAGCCUUGUCACUCUCCUUGCCUUAUAUCUUCGUCUUCGCAUUUCACAAAUCAACGGGUAGGAUUCAAUGGCAAGCCUUUGAUCCUCGAUCACGCCGUUGGUUUAUAUUGCCUCCGAUGCCGUCCCCGAAAGCAGUAUGUGCGCCUGCCUUUGCGUGUACUGCAAUGCCUCAUGAGGGGAAGCUCUUCGUUCUUGGUGGUAUGCGGUCGGACACGGAGACUUCCAUGAGGACAACCUUCAUCUACAGAACGUUAACGAAUCAAUGGUCUAUAGGUUCUCCUAUGCCGACUCCGCGAUCUUUCUUUGCCGUCGGAUGUGUGAACGGUAAGAUCUUAGCCGUCGGUGGAAGUGGGUCCGGGAUCAGUGACUCGGUCAGAGCUGUUGAGUGCUAUGAUUCAGAGAGUGAUACGUGGAGUUCUGUUGCUAAGAUGCGCACAGGGUUAGCUAGGUACGACUCGGCGGUGGUGGGGGACAAGAUGUACGUGACGGAGGGGUGGACGUGGCCGUUCAUGUUUUCGCCAAGAGGUGGUGUCUACGAUCCCGACGAGGACACGUGGCAGGAGAUGAAUGAUGGUAUAAAGGAAGGAUGGACAGGUGUGAGCGUGGUGUUAAAUGGCAGGUUAUUUGUGAUAUCGGAGCACGGUGACUGCCCGAUGAAGGUGUACGAUCCGGAGGGUGACACAUGGCGGUAUGUGGGUGGUGAGAGGUUCCCACGGGAGGCAAUGCAGAGGCCAUUCGCUAUCGGGGGAGGGGAAGGGAAGGUAUAUGUAGUGGCAUGUAGGUUAAAUGUGGCGAUUGGGAGGGUAUUUGAGGGAAAGCACAAAGAAAUAAGUGUGGAGUGGGAGGUUGUGAGUGGUCCCAAAGCAUUUCAUGACUUCUCUCCUUGCAGUUGCCAAGUACUUUAUGCCUAAUAAGCCUUGAUUACAGUAGUAAAUUUUGUAAGAUUAUAAGUUGUUGGCUUAAUGUCACCUCUAAAUUUUGUUCAAUUAAAGUUAAAGGUGUUUCUACCUUGACAAAAUUAUUAGGGUCA
Molecule: messenger RNA, 1889 nt
Organism: Tripterygium wilfordii
Lineage: Eukaryota; Viridiplantae; Streptophyta; Magnoliopsida; Celastrales; Celastraceae
Product: F-box protein AFR
Exons: 1
Coding region: 667-1770 (367 amino acids)
Molecular function (GO): protein binding
Source: RefSeq, a predicted model, not a curated record